AUGUCCGAUGGGACUGGUUUCUCCGCCUUACCGGAGGAGGUAUUGACGGUCAUUGGGGGCUUCUGCCAGGAGCUUUUAGUGUGGCGGCUGAUGGCGGUCUCAAGAAAGGUGCGCAGGGCGGUGGAGCCGAUGCUAGGCCGCUUUUUGGCGGAGCGGGAGCUGGUCGGUCAUCCAUGUCUGCUGGAGCAUCUACCUCUUCGCUCUGUCGAAGAUGAAGUCGAGGUCGAGGAUGCGGAGCGCGCGUCAAAGCUGUUGGAAAUUGUCAAGCGAUUCGACAAGCAUCUCACCGCAAAUCCCCGCUCCCUCAUCGCACUGAAGCGGCUCACUAUCGAGUGUAGAUGGGACGAGGAUGAUCACGCCAGCUGGUAUCUGCUAGAUCGCUUCCCAGAGCUCGAGCAGCUCACGAUGAUGUUCGUCGUUCGGCCCCAGGAUGGACCCGGCCAGAUUGAUCUGCUAAAGCUGUCGGAUCUGACGCUGUACUCCACUGGUGCGCCAAUCUGGCAACUCCUCGGCUUCCUGGAGACCGCCAAGGAAGUCCGCUCCCUCAAGGUCCUCUCGGGUUAUCGGAACCCAGUCAUCCCGGACCCGCUCUCAAUGCCUAUCGUCCUUGAGGACGAUUUCUCUCCCCUUCUACAGAAGCUUCAGCGCGUCUACCUAGCCGGUCACCUUGAAUCCCUCGUCAAUAUCACGCGGGUCUUCAGUACGCUGCCCGCGCUGGAAUACGUCACUCUGGACCCCUCUGGCGACACAUACUCCGAAGAGCAAUUGGGCAACAUCCUUCGAUCCAUCCGGAAGGGCGGGACCGUGCACAGCCUCGCGCUGUUCGGGCCCGCUGCUUUGGAUUUCAUGGCGGAAGCCCAUGAUCCCUCCCAGCAUGGGUGUCUCAAUGGGAUCCGGCUCCUGGUGCUCGAUGAGACGGGGGACCAAGGCUAUACAAUGAUGGUGCCGCCGGAAAAUUACAACCCCAAACCGGACAUGAACUCGCUCGAGCGGAUCCCAUAUGCGCGGUAUCCAAACCUUUCACCAAUCCAACCGCUCUGUCCGGGCGUGCUCUAUGUACACGAGGAGCUUCAAGAAUUCUUCGAUACCUAUCCCACCCUGCGUUCCGUCAUGUUUCUUGAGGGGUAUCCUCCCGAUCACUUCGCUGUCGAUCAUACCGUACUCGGGCCCGACGUCCUAUACCUCGUCACUAGACCGGAGGGCGGCGGACCUAUGCGGGCUAUCGGACCACUCGUUCCGUCCUAG
This is a messenger RNA of Dioszegia hungarica, 1245 nucleotides long. RefSeq lists its product as uncharacterized. The record is from RefSeq and is a predicted model, not a curated record. The transcript has 3 exons. Lineage: Eukaryota; Fungi; Basidiomycota; Tremellomycetes; Tremellales; Bulleribasidiaceae. The coding region runs from base 1 to 1245 and encodes 414 amino acids.